AUGGGCGGCAAGAAGAAUGAAGAUGUGCAGGCGCAUGUCUCCGGCCAGGCAAACAAGCCCAUGACCGCGCCUGCACAUGCGCUGAAGAUCGAUGAGGUUGUUGAUCAGCUUCAUGCCAACACUGAAGUUGGUCUAAGCACAGUCGAAGCCAAGAGACGCCUGGAAGAGUAUGGUCGCAACGAAUUUGGCGAGCAAGAGGGUGUUCAGCCGCUCAAGAUCUUCAUUGGACAAAUUGCGAAUGCAUUAACGCUUGUCCUCAUCCUCGCUAUGGCUGCCUCUUUUGGCAUUCAGUCGUGGAUUGAAGGCGGUGUUAUUGCUGUUGUCAUCAUUCUCAACAUUGUUGUCGGUUUCUUCCAAGAAUUCAAGGCUGCAAAGACUAUGGAUUCCCUUCGAUCACUCAGCUCUCCAACUGCUCAAGCUAUUCGAAAUGGCAACAACGAGACUGUUGUCACAGGGGAAAUCGUUCCCGUCAACUUUGAGACCAACGAAGCGUUGCUCACCGGAGAGUCGCUCCCUGUUCGCAAGGGACCGGUUCCCACCUAUGCGGAUGAUACUGGACCAGGUGAUCGGCUUAACAUUGCCUACAGCUCAUCGACCGUCACCAAGGGCCGAGCACGGGGUGUUGUAUUUGCCACCGGCCUUUACACUGAAAUCGGUCAGAUCGCCGCCGCUCUUCGUGGCAAGAGCUCUCGUCGACGUGAGCCUAAGCGCCGAGAGGAUGGUACCACCAGCUUCGGCCGCUGGCUGCAAGCAUGGUCUCUCACAUUCUCUGACGCUGUCGGCUGCUUCCUCGGCGUGAGCGUUGGUACUCCUCUCCAGAAGAAGCUUUCCAAGCUUGCAUUGCUCCUUCUGGGUACUGCCAUUAUAUGCGCCAUUAUUGUUAUGGGUGCCAACAAGUUUGAUACCAAGCAAGAGGUUAUCAUUUAUGCUGUUGCUACCGGCUUGUCAAUGAUCCCAGCUUCACUUAUAGUCGUUCUUACCAUCACCAUGGCGGCUGGUACGAAGCGCAUGGUCCAGCGUCACGUCAUUGUCCGCAACUUGAAGAGUCUGGAGGCUCUUGGGGCGGUUUCUAAUAUCUGUUCCGACAAGACUGGUACCCUUACCCAGGGUAACAUGAUUGUCAAGAAAGCUUGGAUUCCAGGACGCGGUACAUACUCCGUUGGUACUACUAGCGAGCCCUUCAACCCGACCGUCGGGCAACUCGGUCUAAACGCUGCCCAGCCCAAGGAUAUCAAUUUCUGCAGCGACGACGCUGAUGGUGAGCCUAUCAAUGGCCCUGAUGUUGUCAUCACGGAUGCCACACUCAGGGAGUAUCUGAACAUUGCCUCACUUGCCAACCUCGCAUUUGUAAACAAGGUGAAUGAUGAGUGGCAUGGACGGGGUGACCCCACCGAGAUUGCUAUUCAAGUAUUUGCCUCGCGAUUCAACUGGAAUCGUCUUCGCCUCUCCACAGGCGAACAUGCCAAAUGGCACCAAGUUGCCGAAUUCCCGUUUGACUCUGAAGUGAAGAAGAUGUCUGUCAUUUUCGAAAAUAACGAAACUAAUAAACAGUGGCUUUUUACCAAGGGCGCUGUUGAACGCCUUCUCAACUCCUGCCCUCAAUAUGUCGUGGGUGACAAGGUCGAAGAUCUGACCGAAGAUAUCAAGGAAGAUGUGCUCAGGAACAUGGAAGCCCUGGCUCGCCUGGGACUGCGCGUAUUGGCCCUGGCCAGCCGAACAGAUAUUCCCCAUGUCAAAGAUAAUGAGGCCGACUUGGAGCGGGGCACGUUUGAGCAAGAUCUAACCUUCCGUGGUCUCAUCGGCCUCUAUGACCCUCCUCGUCCUGAAUCCGCCCCCUCGGUGCGGAAGUGCCAUGCAGCCGGGAUCAGCGUUCAUAUGUUGACUGGUGACCAUCCGGAGACUGCCCGUGCCAUUGCCCUAGAGGUUGGGAUCCUUCCCACCAGGAUGAACGAGAUUGCUGCUGAUGUAGCCAGGACCAUGGUGAUGACCGCAUCUGAUUUCGACAAACUAACUGACCAGGAAAUCGAUGACCUGCCUCUUCUUCCCCUUGUCGUCGCCCGAUGCGCCCCUCAGACCAAAGUCCGAAUGAUUGAGGCUCUCCACCGUCGAAAGUGCUUUGUUGCCAUGACUGGUGACGGUGUCAACGACUCACCUAGCUUGAAGCGUGCUGACGUUGGUAUCGCCAUGGGUCAAGCUGGCUCUGACGUCGCUAAAGAGGCUUCCGACAUUGUUCUCACUGACGAUAACUUUGCUUCUAUUCUCAACGCUGUUGAAGAGGGCCGACGCAUGUUCGACAACAUUCAAAAGUUUAUCCUUCACGUCUUGGCAGAAAAUAUCGCCCAGGCAUGCACGCUUCUGAUUGGUCUCGUUUUCAAGGAUAGGCGUGGUAUUUCAGUGUUCCCUUUGGCUCCUGUGGAAAUUCUUUGGAUCAUCAUGGUUACCUCUGGUAUGCCUGACAUGGGCCUCGGAUUCGAGAUUGCUGCUCCAGAUAUCAUGCAGCGGCCACCUCAAAACUUGAAGCAAGGCGUCUUUACUCCUGAACUUUUAAUUGACAUGACCGUCUAUGGCCUCUGGAUGUCCGCCCUCUGCCUGGCCUCCUUCGUUCUCGUCUUGUACGGCUUUGGUAACGGGGCUGCUGACCUCGGAGAUAACUGCAACAAUGAAUACUCUGAAGAGUGUGAGGUUGUCUUCCGUGCUCGUGCCACUACGUUCGCAUGCCUUACUUGGUUCGCUCUCUUCCUGGCCUGGGAAAUGGUCAACAUGCGCCGAUCUUUCUUUCGCAUGCAGCCCAAGAGCAAGCACUACUUUACACAAUGGAUCAUUGACGUCUGGCGUAACAAAUUCCUCUUUUGGGCCAUUGUUGCAGGCUUCAUCACUAUGUUCCCAAUCAUCUACAUCCCUGUUCUGAACACGGUUGUCUUCAAGCACACUGGCAUAAGCUGGGAAUGGGGUAUCGUCUUUAUCGAAGCAGUUCUGUUCUUCAUGGGCAUUGAAGCCUGGAAGUGGGCUAAGCGAGUUUAUUUCCGCCACCAAGUGAGAACGGUUACAGACAUGAAGGUGGAUGUGGAGACUCGUACGUUUGGUCAUUAUUUCACAAAUAGCAAUGCCACCGGACAGGACGAAGAUAGUUCGAACUUGGACAGUGGGGCGAAUUACGAACAGAUGGGCGGCCGUACAGGCGCCAUUGGGGAAAAGGGGCCUCAAUGA
This is a messenger RNA of Pochonia chlamydosporia 170, 3207 nucleotides long. Its product is annotated as calcium-transporting ATPase 3. Gene Ontology annotation, biological process: intracellular calcium ion homeostasis; calcium ion transmembrane transport. Gene Ontology annotation, molecular function: ATP binding; P-type calcium transporter activity; ATP hydrolysis activity. NCBI's taxonomy places the organism in Eukaryota, Fungi, Ascomycota, Sordariomycetes, Hypocreales, Clavicipitaceae. The record is from RefSeq and is a predicted model, not a curated record. Bases 1 to 3207 code for a protein of 1068 amino acids. The transcript is spliced from 4 exons. Gene Ontology annotation, cellular component: plasma membrane.